AUGUCUCGUCAACGCUCGCCGCAUGCUGGCGCUUCGACGGUGCAUCCGGACGAAGUCAAGAGCGCCCACUACAACUCGCCCGCGCACGCUACGAAGUCGCCGCAAACGCCCAUCGAGCGCCUUACAGAGAACCUAAUGCAAGAUGAUUCCAACAAGGAUCUAGAAGCGGACUCUGGAACCAUUCUUUACCUCGCAUAUGGAUCGAAUCUGUGCGAAGAAACCUUUCGAGGCAAGCGAGGCAUCCGCCCACUUUCCGAAAUCAACGUUUCGGCGCCGACUCUUCGCUUGACAAUGAGCCUGCCUGGCGUGCCGUACGCGGAACCAUGCUUUGGCAACGUUGCGUUCAGGAAGCUCCCCGAGAAGCCCAAGCUGCCAGACCAUCCGAAACUCCCAUUCGAGCCGCCCGCUUACUCGAAAGGACAAUGGGACGGAGGACUCAUGGGUGUCGUGUACGAGGUGACAAAGUCGGACUACCGCAAAAUCAUGGCCACGGAAGGUGGAGGUUCGGGAUAUCAAGAGAUAUUCGUGCCUUGCGUCCCUCUGCCGCCUUCAGCUUCCAUACCGGAGAAACCUCCGCUGCCCGAACUGCCGCGACCGUUCCUUGCGAGGACCCUGUACGCGCCUUACCUACCAUCCGACGACCCGGGCCGGUCAACCUGGUGGAAGAGACUGUUUUCGAGGACACGCCGCAAUGACCCGGACUAUGCGCAACCAAGCGCUCGUUACUUGAAGCUGAUCACUGAUGGCGCAGAGGAGCAUAACCUCCCCGCUGCUUAUCAGGAAUGGCUACACUCGUUGCAGCCGUACACGGUCACGUCAACGAGACAAAAGAUUGGCAAGCUCGUCCUGAUGGCGACGAUUGGACCCAUGUUCCUGACCUUUAUGGCCUUGGCCAAAUACACAGCCGACGAGAACGGCCGGUACCCGUGGGUUGUUGCGCAGACCAUGACUCUGCUUUUCAAUUCCACCUGGGUUUUGUACGAUUGGAUCUUGAAGCCGUUGUUUGGUGAUGGAGAGCAUACGCAGGACGAGGACGAGGGCCAAUCGGCAAUGAGCAAGCGGCGAUUGUCUAUAGGCAAGCCUCAGCCAGAUGAGGAGAAGACGAGUCUUCUGCAAGGGGAGGUCAGCUAA
This is a messenger RNA of Emericellopsis cladophorae, 1131 nucleotides long. RefSeq lists its product as uncharacterized. The transcript has a single exon. Gene Ontology annotation, molecular function: gamma-glutamylcyclotransferase activity. The record is from RefSeq and is a predicted model, not a curated record. NCBI's taxonomy places the organism in Eukaryota, Fungi, Ascomycota, Sordariomycetes, Hypocreales, Bionectriaceae. Bases 1 to 1131 code for a protein of 376 amino acids.